AAGUCACCUACAGCCGUCAAUCCAGAUGAGUCUCGCCGAUUAAGGUACGUGAUCUAAGUGCGUCUAUGUAAUAACGAGGCGGUGGCCAAACGCGAAGCCUCCGCAGUCGUCCAAGAGAGAGAGGGAGUGGGAUGGAGGCUCUGAGGGCCACGUACGGCACCGACUCGGAGUCGGAUGAUGAGUCGUCUCCUCCAAGAAGCAGCAGCUAUGCAGAUUCCCGCCAAGUUUCGAACCCGAGGGGAUCGGAGGGAUUGCCGCCGCCGCCGCCUCUCGAUCUCCUCCAACCCCCAAAUUUUCUAGAUGUUUCAUCUACUAAUAAAGGAAGCCGCAUUAGAAGCUUCCCGCAUGUUGAAGGAAACUAUGCUCUGCAUGUCUAUGUUCCAGUUUCUAUACCAUCUACAACAAGAAAGCAACUAGCAUAUUUUGUGAAAAUAAUAGCAUCUCAUGUUCCUGGCCUCUAUGCUGUUGAUAUUGACUGUGCACUUAGUGAAUUUUGCAAAGAUGAUCAGAAGCUUGAACAAAUACUCUUUGGAAGAGAAUUUCACAUUAGCUUGGGAAGAACUGUUCCAAUUCAAGUACAUCAGAUUGACUCCAUUGUGGCAAUGCUCCGUCAGAAUUUCAAAUCUCAGAGACGAUAUUGGAUAGAGUUCAAUAAAUGGGAGGUUUUUGUUAAUGAUGACCGGACACGUACCUUUCUUUCACUGGAAGUCAUAGCACGAGGUCUACCAGAGAUAACUAAGCAGAUUCACAUCAUUGAUGAUAUAUAUAGACUGCAUGGCCUUCCUGAAUUUUAUAAGAAUCCACGGCCCCAUAUAUCAUUGGUGUGGGCAUUAGGUAAUAUCAGCUACAAGCUAAAGCAGGCAGUUGAAGAGUUUGAUAGAUCCCACGGCAAUUCAAAUUCCUUGCAGAAACAUAUCUUUAUGUGCGAAUUUGGCGGCAUUGAAUGUAGAAUUGGUAAAAAGACAUAUAACAUUUGUAAGUUUUCAGAUUAAAAGGUCACUUCCCAUGUACAGCAUUUAAUCAGCUUUAUAUGGCCCACAAAUUAUUGUCGAAAUUUAAGAUACUGACCAUGUGCAGAAUGAGUUACAAUAUAAAUCAUCUGUUUUAUGAGAUGUAUUUAACAGCCAAUAAAUCCUUGCCACUUUGAAAGCGAUUCUGCUUAUUUAAGUUUAUUUAUUCUAUUAAUUCAGGUA
Messenger RNA from Elaeis guineensis (African oil palm), 1193 nucleotides. RefSeq lists its product as uncharacterized. The record is from RefSeq and is a predicted model, not a curated record. NCBI's taxonomy places the organism in Eukaryota, Viridiplantae, Streptophyta, Magnoliopsida, Arecales, Arecaceae. Gene Ontology annotation, cellular component: nucleus. Gene Ontology annotation, biological process: U6 snRNA 3'-end processing. Gene Ontology annotation, molecular function: 3'-5'-RNA exonuclease activity.